AUGAGUAAAGAAGGUGAUUCCGCGUCUCCGUACGCGCAAAUUUAUAUUUAUUCCGGCCGUCCCAACCCACACUGGAGUUUGUCACUUGAAGAAUGGUCACAACUAACUCGAUUGAUAGCAACAUUACCAAAGUUAGCUGAAAAUGGAAAUGGUCCAUUUGAGUUUCCCGGUCAAUUGGGUUACACAGGUUUUUUCGCACAUUUUUCCAUCGUUUCCAGCUAUCCUGACGUUUAUUACGUUGCUCAGCAUCAACAAGCAGUCUUAUCCAAUCCUGGUGGACAUGUGAUUUAUAAUGAUCAAGAAAAGCUUAUUGAAAAAUGGUUCAAAGAUUCUGCAAAUCGUCAUGGAAUCCCAUUACCAAUUUGA
Molecule: messenger RNA, 366 nt
Organism: Adineta ricciae
Lineage: Eukaryota; Metazoa; Rotifera; Eurotatoria; Adinetida; Adinetidae
Source: the annotation of a GenBank genome assembly